CCCGACCCGUUUAACAGCUUUGCUGGAGUCGUGCCUUCUCUUCGAAGGAAAAUCCUUCGACACGCCAAAAUUGGCAAAGUAGUUCAAUAAUUUACGUAUAUUCAAACGCCUUUGCGCCUCUGUAAAUUCUCCCGUCGUUUCUUCUUUCUCUCUCCGCAUCACCGACAGAGAAGAAGAAGAGGAAGGAUAUACCGAUACAGCAAUUAUUAGGGAUUUGUAUAUUAUUUUCAGGUAAAAUAUACAUUCACAACUAUUGUUUUCUACAGCUCAGACGAUAUUCAGCCAUUACUCUUUCUCCGGAAUUUGCUUCUCAAACAUGUCUUACGCCUAUCUCUUCAAGUAUAUCAUCAUCGGCGAUACCGGAGUUGGAAAAUCAUGUCUUCUGUUGCAAUUUACUGACAAACGAUUUCAACCAGUUCAUGAUUUGACCAUCGGUGUUGAAUUUGGGGCUAGAAUGAUCACAAUAGACAACAAGCCCAUUAAACUACAAAUCUGGGAUACAGCUGGUCAAGAAUCAUUCAGAUCUAUCACGAGGUCAUACUACAGAGGUGCUGCUGGGGCACUACUUGUUUAUGAUAUUACAAGGAGGGAAACAUUUAAUCACCUAGCUAGUUGGCUAGAAGAUGCAAGGCAGCAUGCAAAUGCAAACAUGACCAUAAUGCUGAUUGGAAACAAGUGUGAUCUGGCUCACAGAAGGGCUGUAAGCACCGAGGAAGGCGAACAAUUUGCCAAGGAAAAUGGGUUGAUAUUUAUGGAGGCCUCUGCCAAAACAGCUCAGAAUGUUGAAGAGGCUUUUAUCAGAACAGCCUCAACAAUUUAUAAGAAAAUACAGGAUGGAGUGUUUGAUGUAUCGAAUGAGUCCUAUGGAAUAAAAGUUGGAUAUGGAGGCAUUCCGGGGCCUUCAGGUGGAAGAGACGGAGCUGCUUCACAAGGAGGGGGUUGUUGUACUUGAAAAUGGACAUUUAUUGUUCGCAGACCUAUCAUGUUCCUAUGGUUGUUUAUUUGUAGUUUGGUAUUCUUAAUAUCGAGUGCUCUUUAGUUUAUUCCUUUUAAUGAAAGGAUAAUAUAUGUGCAAAAAUAAGUAAAUUUGGUACAUAAAAGACAUUCUUCUUCUUUGUGCAUUUUCUGUUUAUUGAGUUGUCAAAUGUGAAUUUAUUUCAGAA
Molecule: messenger RNA, 1163 nt
Organism: Solanum pennellii
Lineage: Eukaryota; Viridiplantae; Streptophyta; Magnoliopsida; Solanales; Solanaceae
Product: ras-related protein RABB1c-like
Exons: 6
Coding region: 317-952 (211 amino acids)
Cellular component (GO): Golgi apparatus
Molecular function (GO): GTP binding; GTPase activity
Source: RefSeq, a predicted model, not a curated record